UCAAAAGCUUAAUCCUUUUUGUUCAGCAUAUAAUGGCGAUUUCUCCAAGUGCUACCUUAACAUCUCAAUUCCUCAAUUGUCACAGACCAAAUGACCAUAAAUGCCCUUCCUCUUCUUCACUCUCUUUCAGUAAAUCAAACUCAAGUACCCUACUUAUUGGUCCUUCAAGUGUAUCAUCACGAAAUGGACAGAAAGCUAGGAGAUCUUUCCAUGUUCAUGGCUUGUUUGGUGGCAAAAAGGAUAAUAACGGUGAUGAUAAUUCCUCAAAGGCUGGAGUACUUGGAAACAUGCAAAAUCUGUAUGAAACUGUAAAGAAGGCACAAAUGGUUGUUCAAGUCGAGGCAGUACGUGUGCAGAAAGAACUUGCAGCUGCAGAGUUUGAUGGCUAUUGUGAAGGUGAACUUAUAAAGGCAACACUUUCUGGUAACCAACAGCCAGUGCGCAUUGAAAUAACUGACGCUGCAAUGGACAUGGGAUCUGAUAAACUCUCACUUCUAGUAACAGAGGCGUACAGGGACGCGCAUCAGAAAAGUGUAGUGGCAAUGAAGGAGAGAAUGAACAAUCUUGCUCAGAGCUUAGGGAUGCCAGCAGGAUUAGAAGGAAUGAAGUAAUUUAGAUAACCAGAAAAUAAGCUCCAAUUUUGUUUAUAAAGAGCAGCACUUUUAAUUAUUUGAGUUGCCAACUUAGAUUUUUCCUUUUGUGCAAACACAGUGAAGCAAUAUAUAAGUCCUCAUCCAAAUAUUUGCUA
Molecule: messenger RNA, 748 nt
Organism: Solanum tuberosum (potato)
Lineage: Eukaryota; Viridiplantae; Streptophyta; Magnoliopsida; Solanales; Solanaceae
Product: nucleoid-associated protein At4g30620, chloroplastic-like
Exons: 7
Coding region: 33-611 (192 amino acids)
Molecular function (GO): DNA binding
Source: RefSeq, a predicted model, not a curated record